Molecule: messenger RNA, 2551 nt
Organism: Tarenaya hassleriana
Lineage: Eukaryota; Viridiplantae; Streptophyta; Magnoliopsida; Brassicales; Cleomaceae
Product: actin-related protein 5
Exons: 11
Coding region: 168-2354 (728 amino acids)
Biological process (GO): regulation of DNA-templated transcription
Cellular component (GO): Ino80 complex; cytoplasm
Source: RefSeq, a predicted model, not a curated record
UCACUGGGCUUUUGGGUUUUGUCCCUUGAAGAAUCGCUCCGACCUUUCCGGUUCUGUCUAUUUCUCUGAAGCUCGAGGCUGCUGCAACAGACUGACGAAGACGAGGGAGCAGAAAACAGUGACGACGAAGGGGGAGGAGGAGGAGAAGAAGAAGAAGAAGAAGAAGAAUGCCUUUCGUGUCAAGAAUACGUAGACAAUCUGAUUACAAUAUCUUUUCGUCUUCGAUUCCCAUCGUAAUCGACAAUGGCGCCAAUUACUUCCGAAUUGGGUGGGCAGGAGAGACUGACCCUCGUGUUAUUUUCCGCAACAUCGUGCAGAGACCUCGCCACAAAGCCACUGGCGAAACCGUUACUAUUGUCGGUGACCAAGAUCCUUCCCUGAUGAAGUAUUUUGACUGCACUCGCUCAGGACCUCGUUCAGCUUUUGACAGCAACGUGGUUUAUCAAUUUGAGAUCAUGGAAUAUGUUCUCGACUUCGGCUUUGAUCGGUUGGGUGCUGAUGGCUCAGGGAUCAAUCAUCCUGUCCUAAUAACGGAAUGUGUGUGCAACCCAGUUCAUUCACGCAGCAAAAUGGCAGAACUGCUUUUUGAGACAUAUGGGGUUCCUUCAGUUGCAUUUGGAGUUGAUGCUGCUUUCAGUUACAAGUACAAUCAACUGCAUGGAGUUUGUAAGAAAGACGGCAUUGCUCUCUGUCCUGGCUUCACCACAACACAUGCUAUUCCGUUCGUUGACGGAGAACCGAUUUUCAGAGGAUCCUGCCGGACCAAUAUUGGUGGAUACCAUGUCACUGAUUAUUUAAAGCAGCUUCUUUCACUUAAAUACCCUUACCAUUCGUCUAGGUUUACAUGGGAGAAGGCCGAAGAUUUGAAAAUGGAACACUGUUAUAUUGCUCCUGAUUAUGCUUCUGAAGCUCGGCUAUUCCAGGAAGGGAAGAAGGAAGCCGAGGAGAAAACCAGGUGUUGGCAGCUUCCAUGGGUUCCUCCUCCCACAGAAGCUCCUCCAUCAGAAGAAGAGAUCGCGAGAAAGGCUGCUAUAAGGGAGAAACAAGGUCAAAGGUUGCGAGAAAUGGCUGAAACAAAGAGAUUGUCGAGGAUAAAUGAACUGAAGAACCAACUACACAGCCUGCAAUUCCUUCUGAAGCAACUGGAUCAGGUUGAAGAGGAUGACAUUCCAUCUUUUUUGUCAGACACUGGUUAUGCGUCCAGGCAAGAGAUAGAAUCUACCCUUUUGAAAGUGACACAGUCUCUACAAAAAGCAAGGGGCGAGCCGAAAAAUGACCCAACUGAGAAUGAAGAUAAAACCGAUUCUUUUACCGAGAAGUUCCCUCUCAUAAAUGUUCCCGACGAUAUGCUUACACCUGAGCAGCUCAAGGACAAGAGGAGGCAGGUAUUUCUUAAAACAACAAUGGAGGGUCGGCUGCGAGCUAAACAAAAGCGUAACGAGGAGGAACUCGAAAGAGAAAGAAGAAAUCAAUUAGAAGAGGCAAAACGCCGCGGGAAUCCCGAGCUAUACUUAGAAGAGAUGCGGGUUCAGUACAAAGAGGUUUUCGAAAGAGUAGAGCAAAAGAAACGGCUCAAAACAAACGGGUCCAAUACAAACGGAAAUAACAAGUCGGGCGGUGUUGGGCGUGGGGAGCGGUUAAGUGCUGCACAGAGGGAAAGAAUGCGACUUUUGACGACGGCUGCAUUUGAUAGAGGGAAGGGAGAGGAUACUUUCGGUGCCAGAGACGAAGAUUGGCAACUCUACAAGCUGAUGAGCAAAGAUAACGACGACGACGAUGAAGGGCCGGAUGCUGAUGAGGCGGAGCUGGCCCGGUUAUCCUACAGGCUUCGGGAAAUCGACCCGACAUUUGUUCCGAAGGAAGAAGCAGAUUCCACUACUCAAGCAUCCACUGAGGCACCCCGUUUUCGUCCUCUGACAGAAGAAGACUUCAAGAUCGUAAUAGGCGUGGAGAGAUUCCGUUGCCCCGAGAUCCUAUUCCAUCCAAACCUGGUGGGAAUCGAGCAAGUGGGCUUGGACGAGAUGGCAGGUGUCUCGAUAAGGAGGCUGCCGCCAAGACACGAUGAGGAGGGCGAAGGCAUAGACGAGAGACUAGCGAGUUCUGUCCUCAUGACAGGUGGGUCGUGUCUGAUUCCCGGGAUGAAGGAGCGGUUGGAGACGGGGAUUCGGAUGAUAAGACCGUGCGGGUCGCAGAUACAAGUGGUUCGAGCCAUGGAUCCCGUCCUUGAUGCUUGGCGUGGAGCGUCUGCUUAUGCUUCUGAUUUGAACUUCUUGCGGCAAUGCUUCAGUAAGACGGAUUACUAUGAGAAAGGUGAGGAUUGGCUUAGAAGAUACCAAAUCAGAUACUCUCUGUGAUUCUCUUUUGAUAGAAUCUCGUCUUUUAGGUAAUUUAUGUGCACUUUUAUUAACUAUCUUUUCUUUUUUGUAAAAUUUUAUUAGCUAUCUUGCAAGCAUUACAAUGUUAUUAUCAUCUGUUCUGUUCAUUAAGAUAGCUUGUGAACAGUUGUGUUUGAUUUUGCGUGUUUGUGUCUGUUUUUGGACAAGUUUACACA